AUGGAAAACGGUGACAUAGAGUUAGAGAAGAAGCACAAAUCCGAAAAUGGUGAUGAGGAAAAGAAACAAGAAGAUGUCUUCACAGACAAAAAGAAGCAGCUUGGUGGUGUUAGAACAAUGCCAUUUAUUCUUGCAAACGAAGCAUGCGACAGAUUCGCAACUUCCGGUUUUCAUGCCAACAUGAUCACAUACCUGACUCAGGUGCUGAAUCUGCCUCUUGUCAAGGCAUCAAACACUCUUGCAAACUUUACGGGAACUUCCAGCUUCACCCCAAUCAUCGGUGCCCUCUUCGCUGACUCAUUUGCUGGCAGAUAUUGGACAAUCACUGUUGGUUCCUUCAUCUACGUGCUGGGGAUGGUUGCCAUCACGAUAUCGGCCACCCUGCCUCAGCUUCGUCCCCCUUCGUGCCCGACUCAAGAGAACUGUGUUGAGGCCUCGAAUCUGCAGCUGUGGGUGCUCUACCUUGCCCUCCUCCUCACCUCGUUGGGCACGGGUGGGAUUAGGCCGUGUGCGGUGACAUUUGCUGCUGAUCAGUUUGAUAUGAGCAGAGCAAAAACAGAGUCUAGGAAGUGGAAUCUCUUCAAUUGGUACUAUUUCUGUAUGGGGUUUGCCUCUUUGCUUGCUCUAACUGUUGUUGUUUAUAUCCAAGACAACGUUAGUUGGUCUUUGGGGCUCGGGAUCCCUACCAUCGCCCUGGCUUUGUCUCUCAUCGUCUUCGUUCUUGGGUCCCGUUUGUACAAGAAGAUCAAGCCCGGGGGCAGCCCUUUUGUUCGAGCUGCUCAAGUGAUUGUUGCGGCUGUGAGGAAGAGGAAAGCCGUCCUACCGGAUGAUCCAACUGCCCUGUAUCACAACAAAGAUCUUGAUGUUGAUAUCUCGACCAAUGGCUGGCUUCUCCACUCGGACCAGUUUAAAUCGGGCGCCAUACCAUUUGAUUCGGACAUGAAGGGUUUGCCGGGGCAUCCCAACUUGUGGAGACUGACAACGGUCCACAGAGUCGAAGAGCUGAAGACCGUUGCCAGGCUCAUGCCAAUAUGGGCCGCAACUAUCUUACAAGUGGCCUCACAUUCGCACAUAAACAACUUCACCAUCCAACAAGCUCGGACGAUGGACUGUCACAUCUUGCCAUCCUUCAAGAUCCCGCCGGCCACAAUGUUGAUAUUCUCAACCCUAACCGUCAUCCUAGUCCUCCCGGUCUACGAGCGCGUUUUCGUCCCCUUAGCCAGACGCAUGACCGGCCACCCUGCAGGCAUCACGUGCCUGCAGAGGAUGGGAAUAGGCUUGGGGAUGGGAAUCCUAUCCUCCCUAGUCUCGGGGCUAGUCGAGAUCAAGAGGAAAAAUGUGGCCGCCAAGCACAACCUACUCGAUUGCCCCACGGCCAUCAUACCAAUCAGCGCCUUCUGGCUAGUCCCGCAGUAUUGCCUGCAUGGACUAGCCGAGGUGUUUUCAUCGGUGGGGCACAUCGAGUUCCUGUACGACCAGUCGCCCGAGAGCAUGAGGAGCAUGGCAGCGGCGCUGUAUUGGAUAGCGAUCACGAUCGGGAAUUACGUUAGCACGUUGAUGGUGACGUUGGUGCAUCGGUACAGCGGAGAGAGGAGGAAUUGGCUUCCUGACAGGAACCUUAAUAGGGGGAGAUUGGAGUGUUACCAUUGGCUGGUGAGUGGAGUGCAGGCUGUGAAUUUGGUGUACUAUGUUGUAUGUGCAUGUUUUUAUAAGCGCAAAUCUAUACAAGAAUUAACUGAUAAAAAUGAGGGAGAUGUUGAGUGUGCUGAUGAUCAUAGGGAAGCAGAGAUGGUCAUGAAAUAG
Salvia splendens (bonfire salvia) is the source of this 1803-nucleotide messenger RNA. Its product is annotated as protein NRT1/ PTR FAMILY 3.1. The record is from RefSeq and is a predicted model, not a curated record. Gene Ontology annotation, cellular component: membrane. The transcript is spliced from 4 exons. Lineage: Eukaryota; Viridiplantae; Streptophyta; Magnoliopsida; Lamiales; Lamiaceae. Gene Ontology annotation, biological process: transmembrane transport. Gene Ontology annotation, molecular function: transmembrane transporter activity. Bases 1 to 1803 code for a protein of 600 amino acids.